AUGGCCAAUUUAGAAGAAGACUCAUCUCUAGAGUUCAAGAAAAUCGACAAUUUUCGCAAAGAUGAAGAGGAGAAAAUGGAUGUGUUGUGGGAGAAUUUGAACGACGAGUGCUCGAGAAAUAGUGAUUAUAAUGGCUGCCCUUCACCGGAGAAAGGGUUGCAAAUUAGCUGCCGGAAGCCGUUGAGACUGUUGACUGCCGGCGGGCAUAUUUUUUCCGGUAAGAAACCAAUCAUUUUCGUGUUCAUCAAAGUUGUGAAGAAGGUUUUGUCCAUGCAGAGUAGUACUCAUAGGAUCAAGAAGCAACAUGGUGAUUCCAGUAGAACUGCAAAGAGCCCAUUUUUGGAUCCAAACCCGCCUUACACGGAUCCCCUUACGGGCCAACCCAACAACCCGAGAUUCCUCCACUUGAGAAAAUUACGACGCCAGAAAAACUCGCCGGAAGUCGCCACUUCCGGCUCAACUAGUCGCCACGUCAUCACCGUACGUGGACUUUUGUAUCGUUAG
Striga asiatica is the source of this 504-nucleotide messenger RNA. The record is from the annotation of a GenBank genome assembly. Lineage: Eukaryota; Viridiplantae; Streptophyta; Magnoliopsida; Lamiales; Orobanchaceae.